This is a messenger RNA of Aspergillus steynii IBT 23096, 3070 nucleotides long. It is a transcript of the gene vtc4, whose product is annotated as putative vacuolar transporter chaperone (Vtc4). The record is from RefSeq and is a predicted model, not a curated record. Gene Ontology annotation, biological process: polyphosphate metabolic process; vacuole fusion, non-autophagic; vacuolar transport. Gene Ontology annotation, cellular component: fungal-type vacuole membrane; vacuolar transporter chaperone complex. The coding region runs from base 254 to 2698 and encodes 814 amino acids. Lineage: Eukaryota; Fungi; Ascomycota; Eurotiomycetes; Eurotiales; Aspergillaceae. The transcript is spliced from 5 exons.
GUCGCUGACCUGCUCCACCACUGUCCCUUGAACCCAAACUUCUCAGCUGUACUCAUAUUUCUUACCCCUUCCUCUGCUUCUCUCUUUUUUUGUUUCCCCUCAUAAUGCUCCCGAUCGCCCGUGCGACCCCUUUCAAUUCCUCCGCCUAAUCCCUUCUUCGAUCCCUGCGGAUACCCGUCGACUACAGCUUCUCGACCGCUGAAUCCCUGUCACUUCGAAUCUCUUCGAGGGCUGUGUUUUUUCUCCGCCCAAAAUGAGGUUCGGCGAACACCUUCGUUCGUCGAUGAUCAAGGAGUACUACUGGUACUACAUCGCCUACGAAGACCUAAAGAAAGCGCUGAAGACAGGAUACGUGACCGAGCCUACGCCCGAUAAUUCGAAGCCUGAUCGCAAGCCGUGGACCGAGGAUAACGAGAAAGACUUCGUCUCCUUGCUUGAGAGUGAGCUAGACAAGGUCUUUACCUUCCAAAAGAUCAAGAGCGAGGAGAUUGUCCGUCGCAUCCAGACUAGCGAGACGGAAGUCAACAGUGUUAUUUCACGUCUUGAGAAUUCGUCCGAGUCGCGUCGUCAAAGCGUUCGUCCUGGUGCAGCUCCGCCUUCCGAUGAGGAUUUCCUGACACUCGAGCAAGUCUUGAGUGACAUCAUCGCGGAUGUUCAUGAUCUGGCGAAGUUCACCCAGCUGAACUACACAGGCUUCCAAAAGAUUAUCAAAAAACACGAUAAACAAACCGAGUGGUAUCUGAAACCAGUCUUCGCCGCCCGACUCAACGCCAAGCCGUUUUUCAAGGACAACUACGAUGCAUUUGUGGUCAAGUUGUCCAAGCUCUAUGAUCUAGUCCGUACAAAAGGAAACCCGGUCAAGGGAGAUUCGGCGGCUGGUGGCACCCAGCAAAACUUCGUCCGUCAAACCACGAAAUAUUGGGUUCACCCCGAUAACAUUACAGAGUUGAAGCUCAUCAUCCUUAAGCACCUCCCCGUCCUGGUCUUCAACCCGCGAAAGGAAUUCGAGGAAAAAGAUGCCGCGAUCUCAUCCAUAUACUAUGACAACCCCGAGACGUGGGAGCUAUACCAAGGACGUCUGAAAAAGACCGAGGGAGCGGAAGCCAUCCGACUGCGUUGGUAUGGUGGCAUGGAAAGCGAUCAGAUAUUCGUCGAGCGAAAGACCCAUCGUGAAGACUGGACCGGAGAGAAGUCGGUGAAGGCACGAUUCUCUCUCAAAGAGAAGAACGUCAAUGCAUUCCUGUCCGGGCAGAUGACGGUCGAGAGCGUUUUCGACAAGAUGCGAAGGGAAGGGAAGAAGAGCGAGGAUGAGAUCAACGACCUGGAGCAACUGGCGCGGGAAAUCCAAUACCGCGUCGUUACCCGAAGGUUGAUGCCCGUCACGAGGACCUUCUAUCACCGGACUGCCUUCCAGCUUCCCGGCGACGCGAGAGUUCGUAUCUCUCUUGACACCGAACUGACCAUGGUCCGAGAGGAUAAUCUUGACGGUCGGCGAAGGGCCGGAGACAAUUGGCGCCGAAUGGAUAUCGGUGUUGAUUUUCCCUUUUCACAACUCCCCGCCGAGGAUGUCGAGCGAUUCCCCUACGCUGUCCUCGAGGUUAAACUCCAGACGCAAGCUGGUCAGGAGCCCCCGAAGUGGAUCAGGGAGUUGACGGCCAGUCAUCUCGUGGAGGCGGUGCCCAAGUACAGCAAAUUCAUCCACGGAACGGCAACUUUGUUCCCCCAACGUAUUCAUCUUCUUCCCUUCUGGAUGCCGCAGAUGGACGUCGACAUUCGGAAGCCGGCGACGCGUCAAUUCGGUAUCCAGCGGCCUCUUCAAAGCACAUCUAUAUCUGCCAACGAAACGCAGGAAGACGACGACUCGGACGAUGAAGACCAGGAAGGGCGGGGUAAUAACAUAGAGAGCCGCCGCCGGGUAGAGUCGAAUGGGGAGGAAAAUGGCCUAUUCGAGGAUGGCGAUGGAAAUGCCUUGGACAUCGAAGAACGCAUUGGUGCUCAGCCGCUGCCAGGGGACGAAGAUUACCCGCUCUACGAUUCCGACGAGGACGAGGACUCGAUCGACUCUGACGAACUCGAAGAGGCCCGACGAGUCGGAGGAACGUAUUAUUAUCAGCAGUUGGCGAAAUAUUACACCCAUCGGGCUGGAAGAGCAGUGUUCCAAGGAUGCAAGGCACUUAUCCCUCGCCCCAGACCGACAAACCUCCCUCCACCCGAGCAGAACGGCAUCAGUGUGAUCGGAAACCAGCGAACUCACCAACGAUUUGCGGCCCCCAAGGGAAAGCGCAUUCACGUCCCCGUCCGCGUGGAACCGAAGGUGUACUUCGCUGCCGAACGAACCUUCCUCUCAUGGUUGGAAUUCUCCAUCCUUCUGGCUACGAUAGCAGCCACAUUGCUCAAUUUUGGAAACGAUUAUAUCACAUUUGCCUCGUCAUGGGCAUUCACCAUCCUUGCCGCCUUGGCUCUGGUCUAUAGUCUCAUGUUGUACAUCUGGCGUGUCGAUAAGAUUCGCAAGCGACGCGAUGUCAAGCGCGUUUACUACGAAAAAUGGGGUCCUACUGUUGUCGGCGUCGGCCUUGUUGUCAUAGUCAUGGUUAACUUUGGACUGAGAAUGCGACAAGCCGGGUUCAUCUCCAAGGUCGUCGACAUCCAAAUGGGCAGAGUGCCAGGCGGCCGAGGGCCCAGUGCAGACGAGCUAUGAUCCAAUCGCCGAGUCUAUCGACGCUCAAAUUUGAUUACUUGUGUACAUCAUUCUUUUCUUUAGUUCUGACGCAAUAUGUCCUGAUCACGAUUCCCCCUUCGCCCUUGUCAUUUUUAUUUAUCCUUGAGGGGACUCUGUCUGCAUGUUUUGGAACGUUGGUCUAUGCUUUCUUCUCGGUUUUUCUUUUGAUUUCUCUUUUUAUCUUCUGCUUUUGGAUCCGUUGGCAAAGGCACUAACUAGACUGGGUAUAUGAGCAAUCAUGACAAGUACGAAAUGAAAUUCCCUGUACAAAAAAAAAGCAUUCUUGGCGAGGAUGGAAAGCGUGUCUCUUUUUGGCUGUUAGGUUUUUGUUACUCGAGCUGUUUGGUCUGG